UCGUAAAUUCCUUACUGCACAAAUUAUUUAAUUUGAAGAAACUCACUUCACCCUCCGCUAACCACUUAAAAAACUUAUUGGAUACCACCACUCAGUGUCUGAACAAUCUUAAAAAUCAAGACAUACCUACGGACUCCUGGGAUCAAAUUAUUAUUUAUCUAGUUGUUCAAAAAUUAGAUACGGACACUCACAAAGAUUGGGAAGAGUACUCAUUUCGAGAAGACACGAAUAGAUUACCUGCCUGGGUUGAGCUAAGGACAUUUCUGGAGACAAAAUUCCGAUCAUUGGAGAUGGUGAACCCCACAACUAUUAAGGCGAAAUCUUUCCAUGUGACCACUUCAGAAGAUAACGACUUUGCCUCACCACCAAGAACGUGCUAUAUGUGUAAAGCUGAUCACAAUCUAUGUCACUGUAAAGAAUUUUGUAGCUUACAACCAUCAGAACGAUGUGAAUUUAUUAAGAAAAAUAGGCUUUGCUACAAUUGCAUGAUGAUGGGACAUUCAGUGAUAAGAUGUAGGGUACCGACAUCUUGUAAGAUAUGCCAUCGCCGACACCACACAUUAUUACAUACUAGCGACGGAGCAGCUGAAAAUGUAGAAUUACAUCACAGUCUAAUAGAAGAAGAAGAAGAAGCAGAAACUAAAUCAGAAAAACCAGAGCAAUCAGACAUUGCAAUAUCUACACACUUUGCUUCCGGAAAGUCGACAUCACUACUACCUACUGCCUUAGUCAUAGUAAAGGAUGAUGAGGGUCAUAAUACAAUUUUACGAGCUUUAGUGGAUCAGGGUUCUCAAGCCAAUUUUAUUACCGAGAGAGCAGCACAACUAUUGAAGAUAAAAAGAAUACAAGCUAAGGGAACAAUCACAGGGGUUGGUAAUACACAAACAACAGUUAAUCACAUGGCACAGCUCGAGAUCUUAUCUAAAUAUGAGGAGGAAUUUAAGCUUAGCAUAAAUGCGUACAUAAUGCCGACGCGAUUAACGACCCAAUUGCCAUCAAAACCUAUUACAAGUACAGUCUAUACGUCACAUAUACAAGGAAUCACUCUAGCUGAUCCAAGCUUCAACACACCAGGGCGAAUCGACAUGUUGUUAGGAGUUGAAGUUUAUGCUCAGAUAUUGAAGGCUGAUAUUCUGAACGGUCCUCCAGGCUCUCCAUGUGCUCAGUAUACAAGCCUCGGCUGGAUUUUAUUCGGAGAUAUACAUGAAGAAACUUCACAAGAACAAAUACUUGUAACGCAUCAUGAAUUCAAGGUAGAUGACAUGAGGGACGGAGAUACAGAUAUAACAAGAAUGUACACUAAAGAUAAAGAAGAUUGUGGAAACAUAUACAAGGAAACACGUAACAGAAAUGAAGAUGGGCGAUACCGAACAGAAAAUCCAAAAUCAAAGAGGCUAUUACAGCUAGAAAGGUGUUCCAAGAAGGAUAAGAAAUUAAAGGUUAAAUAUACACAAAUAAUGAAUGAAUACGGUGAAAAGAGACCUAAUAUAGAACGAAAUCCUAAAGACGAAAGAAACAAUCCAGGCUUUUAUCUAGUUAUCUUUUAUUUUAUUUUUUAUCUUUUAAUUCAUCGUCCAGUUUUUAAAUACGAUAUUCAAACUACGCAGACUAGUUCGAUAUUCGAUACCUCAUAUAUAGGUACAAAAUAUAAUGUAGCAUUCAACAUCGAAUUGCGUUUGAAAAAUGUAGAAUAUGUCUCAGACAUACAAAAGAUAAAUCAACAGUUUCCCCAACCAACCACCAAGGAAGAUAAGGAUUUUCAACGCAUUCUUUGGCACCCUAACAACCAAUAUCCAGUUAAGGAGCACCGUAUCGUUAUGGUGACGUUUAGUACUGCAUGUGCACCAUAUCUCGCGGUAAAAACUCUUCACCAAAUUCCCAGUGAUGAAAAGCAGAUUAACUUGGGAGAUGACAUGCUGAAGUUUCAUAUAAAAUUACCGCCUGUGUUGUUUAUCAUAACAAAGAGAAAAAUAUUGUCUGAUAUACAAACUCGGUUUACUCCUCUUGGUUGUUUGGCUCCUUCACUUGUACCUGCAAAAUUAAUUAUACAAAAGGUAUGGCUUCGAGAUUUACAGUGGGAAGAAGAACCGGAACCUGAAAUUAAAAAUGAAUGGUUAGAAGUCAGAGAAAGUUUAAAUGGCGUUACACAUACAAAGGCGAAUAGAUCGUUAGACACUUUACAAAAAACUUUGAAGGAGGUUACUAUACUUGAAUAUUGUGAUGCUUCGAUGAAGGCUGAGGAAGCCGUUCUCCUCUUCAAGUCACUGAAACAAAUCGGCGAGGCGAUGCGAAUGUAUAUGACCCAAAUAUUCCAACUCUAUGAUCGUAUUAUCAGAGCUACAAGGAGACCCUAAUAGACGGGCCAGAUCUUUGUUAGAAAUAGGGCGAUCACAAUACUCGAGAAAGUUGAAAAUAAAUGGUACCACAUGCAAUACCAAAACAGAAGAAUUUAGCUGUAGAAAGAUUAAAUAAUGAAGAUACCGAACAAGAGAAGGUAAAACCAAUGGAUACGUACUUGAGCUGAGUGUUAAGGUUGUAGAUACCACUUCAGUUUGUAAAAAAAACUGAAGGAAAGCCUCCAGGAAAGGGACAUUUAGGACAGAUAGUUAAUAUACAUCCUGAUCCCGAUAGACUCACUAGAGUUUAUAGUGUGAAAAGUGGAUACAGCAAUGUAAACCGAUCUAUUUCUAUGUUUUGUUUUAUACCAGUUGAUCUAAUUAAGUAAUGAAUUAAUGAAUUUUUUCAUAAAUUAAUUU
This is a messenger RNA of Maniola jurtina (meadow brown), 2756 nucleotides long. RefSeq lists its product as uncharacterized. The transcript has 3 exons. The coding region runs from base 291 to 2354 and encodes 687 amino acids. The record is from RefSeq and is a predicted model, not a curated record. NCBI's taxonomy places the organism in Eukaryota, Metazoa, Arthropoda, Insecta, Lepidoptera, Nymphalidae.